Molecule: messenger RNA, 1635 nt
Organism: Xenia sp. Carnegie-2017
Lineage: Eukaryota; Metazoa; Cnidaria; Anthozoa; Malacalcyonacea; Xeniidae
Exons: 6
Coding region: 1-1635 (544 amino acids)
Source: RefSeq, a predicted model, not a curated record
AUGGACGAUAUGUUAAGAGCGUUAAAGUGCGAAGUUGAGCUGCGAGAAGAGCAUCGAGUUCAGAGAGAGCAACGAGAACGGCAUGGUGAUCCUGAUAAGUCAUCAAAUGGAGCCAGGCGGAACGAUACGAAAACAGCAAGCGCCCUCCUGACAAAAUCGGGACCGGGGUUGUGGUUGUCUGAUGUUUGUAAGGUGAAUGAGGAAUUGGAGGUAAACGUACUCGUGGGUGCGGAUUACUUGUGGUCGUUGCAGAAAGGUCGUAUUAUGCGAGGGAAGCAGGGGGAGCCUGUGGCUAUCGAGACGGUGCUUGGAUGGGUAGUUUCAGGGCCGGUUGGAAACACGGAUAAGAAUCAACCCGCCACUGCUCAGGCCCAAGAAGAGUUAGGCAUCAUAGAGAGGGUAGGAAAAGAUAGUGUGAUUAAUUCUCAUGCCAAAAUACAUUACAUGCCUCAUCAAGCUGUCGUGCGAAAGGAUGCCAAGACGACAAAGGUUAGAGUGGUUUAUGACGCAAGCGCUAAAGUACUCAAGUCAAGUGUCUCUUUGAAUGAUUGUUUGCAUAUCGGACCUUCACUUAAUCCACUUUUGUUUGAUAUUCUGCUUAGGUUCCGUGAGCAAAGAAUAGCGCUAAUAGCGGACAUAGAGAAGGCCUUCCUAAACAUUGAAGUGCACGAAAGGGAUCGAGAUAGCCUAAGUGCGAUAGGAAUUUUCAGAAAAACUGCUAAAAGCUUUUACGUGGACGAUCUUGCCAGCGGUGAAUCUAGUACAGAGCGAGCGUAUCAGCUAUAUCGUAAGGCCAACGAACGCAUGAAUGAAGGCGGAUUUAAGUUACGCAAAUGGCGGACUAAUGAUAGUGCGUUAAGAUCGCAAAUUGAAGAAGAUGUGCGUGACGUGGAAAGUAGUUGCGUUGAUGAGCAAACGUAUGCGAAAACCACGCUUGCUCAAGUACAGGGUCAAUUUGGGCUCUUGAGUCCUACGAUUGUUAAAGCUAAAAUUCUCUUUCAAGAUAUUUGUUACAGUGGCGUGGAUUGGGACGAUACAUUGCCUAAAAGUGUGAAAGAAGUGGGAGAAGUGGUUGAGAGAUCUAAAGGAGUAGUUUUGAACGGUAACGAUGUUUGUGUUAAGUUGAUUGCCAGCAAAACAAGAGUAGUCCCGAUGAAAGAACUUAGUAUUCCGCGGUUAGAAUUAAUGGCAGCUAGAAUAUUGGCUCAUUUAAUGUCUGCAGUCAGGAAAGCGUUAGAGUCAGAGUAUAAUUUUGAGGGCGUUAAGUAUUGGACUGAUAGUAUGACUGUUUUGUAUUGGAUAGUCAACUCAGGCAAUUGGAAGCAAUUUGUUCAGCAUAGAGUUGACGAAAUAUUAAGGCUUAGCUCAAAAACAGAGUGGAGUCAUUAUCCAGGUAAGGAAAACCCCGCAGAUUUAGGGUCGCGAGGGGUCUUGAUGACUGAGUUAAAGAACGCGGAGGUUUGGUGGUCAGGACCGUCUUGGUUGCGGGGUAGUCCAAGGCAUUAUCCUAUGGUGAAGGAGAUAGUUCCCACAGUAGACAGCAAGGUUGAAGAGAAAAGGUCAUUUGUUGUUAACCUAAUCAUAAGCGCAAGGUCAUUGUUUGGAAUUGGCAAUGUCAUUAGCAUAAGUAAAUAA